Messenger RNA from Penicillium subrubescens, 1023 nucleotides. RefSeq names its product polysaccharide deacetylase family protein. The record is from RefSeq and is a predicted model, not a curated record. Gene Ontology annotation, biological process: carbohydrate metabolic process. Bases 1 to 1023 code for a protein of 340 amino acids. The transcript has 3 exons. Lineage: Eukaryota; Fungi; Ascomycota; Eurotiomycetes; Eurotiales; Aspergillaceae. Gene Ontology annotation, molecular function: hydrolase activity, acting on carbon-nitrogen (but not peptide) bonds.
AUGGGCAAGAAACGCGUUCUAGUUGGCUACGGUGUCGAUACUGAUGAGUGGCUGGCUGGCUGGGUUCGUCUCUGGGCCGGCCAUAUAGGAACCACUCGACUCCUCAAAUUAUUCGAGAAAUACAACAUCAAGGCCUCCUGGUUCAUCCCAGUGCAUUCGCUCGAGACCUUCCCCGAGGAAUGCGCGAAAGUCCGAGAUGCAGGUCGCGAGAUCGGUCUGCAUGGGUACUCACACGAGAACCCAGCCAGCAUGAGCAAAGAGCAGCAACUGGAAAUCCUCGAUAAGACCUACAAGAUGCUAACGGAGUUCUGCGGCAAGCCGCCACGCGGCAUUGUCGCGCCGUGGUGGGAAGCCAGUGCGGAGAUGGUCGAGUUGCUGCUUGCGUAUGGUAUUGAGUACGAUCACUCUAUGUCGCAUGAGGAUUGCCAGAUGUACUGGUUGCGGACGGGUGAUUUGUGGAUGAAGAUUGAUUAUUCGAAGAAGGCUGAGACAUGGAUGAAGCCGCUUGUCAGGGGUGAGAUGACGGGGUUAGUAGAAAUCCCGGGAAGCUGGUACAUUGAUGACCUGCCGCCGAUGAUGUUCAUCAAGAACCCGGCGAAUAGUCAUGGGUGGGUGAAUCCGAGAGAUGUGGAGGAUAUUUGGAAGGUUGAUGCUCCACUUUACUGCGCUUUUCUUGCCUCUGUUUUACUUCCUUUUGCCUGCUUUAUUAUAGUGAUCCUACAUUGGUCGAGUCUGACAUGGCAUUGGAAUAAGCAUGGCUGGCUGACAAUGACCAUCCCCUAUCAGGAUCAUUUCGACUACUUCUACGGCGAAUACGGCGAGUUUGUUUUCCCGAUGACGAUCCACCCAGAUGUCUCUGGGAGGCCUCAUGUGCUCCUCAUGCAUGAAAGAAUCAUUGAAUAUAUCAAUCAGCAUGAGAGUGUCGGAUGGGUGACAUUCGAGCAGAUGUGUGAUGAGUUUAAGAGAAACAAUGAGCCGCCGCCUGGGGCAUUGAUGCCGGCGGCCCGGGGAAGUGUACCCUGA